Molecule: messenger RNA, 3631 nt
Organism: Rattus norvegicus (Norway rat)
Lineage: Eukaryota; Metazoa; Chordata; Mammalia; Rodentia; Muridae
Gene: Cyp11b2l1
Product: cytochrome P450, family 11, subfamily b, polypeptide 2 like 1
Exons: 9
Coding region: 934-2433 (499 amino acids)
Biological process (GO): steroid biosynthetic process; response to hormone; response to stress
Cellular component (GO): mitochondrial membrane; mitochondrion
Molecular function (GO): monooxygenase activity; steroid 11-beta-monooxygenase activity; iron ion binding
Source: RefSeq, marked validated
UAAGGGUCAGCUCCUAUAUUUUUUGAGGAACCCGUUUGCCUCAGGGGCAUAGCUUAAUCUGUCUGGGAGCAGGGUAGCUACACCAUCUGUGAUCUAAUGGAGCCUUGCAGUAAGCAGCUUAAAACGUAGCAAGCAGCCAGGUCCACAAAGCAAGUUCCAGAACAGCCAGGGUCACACAGAAAGUCCUCGUCUGGCAAGAACAACAACAAAAAUCUCUUCUUUAUCAGAAACAUCAGAACAUCAGAAAUGUGUUUGCAAAUACCCAUGUAUACACAUAUGUGCUUGUGUGUGUGUGAGCAGGUGUGCACAUGCGUGUGUACAUGUGUACAUUUGCUGUCGGAAAGCUCUGGUAUCUGUCCCUCUCGGCUCUCACAAUGCUGGGCUUAGACUCCCACAUUAAUGGCCUAGCUUUUUACAAGACUCUGAGAGAUCUGGACUCAGGUUCUCAUAGUUGACCAACUAAGUCAUCCUCUUACCCUAUGGCAAAUGGAGUUCAUUGUUAUUUCUCAAUUUGAAGAGAAAUGAGAAAUUCUAAAAGCCAACACUUAACCGUAAAUCACGACAGUGAGUAAAGACCCACUCCCUAAAUCUGGCUAGGGAAUUUUAAACUAGGAUGAAUCAUUCAAGGUUCCACAAAGGGAAAAUAUGUGCAUCUGACGGCUCUCACCAUGGGGGAGGAGAAAGAAGGCUCUGACCACCAUUGGACUAUUUUUGAGUGUUAAAGUAGAGUCUGCACCCUCCCACCCACCAGCAGGCAUUGCAGAGGUAGGAAAAGGGAGAAAGCCUCUACCUCCAGAAGAACCAUCAGCUCAGUAUACAUUUCUAGGGCAAGUCCAGGGACACAUCCUGCAGUGACAUUAUCAGUCAGCGAUUUAUAUCCUCAAGACAAGAUAAAAGGCCACGGACUAAACACAGGAAGAGAGGAGGAUGGCAAUGGCUCUCAGGGUGACAGCAGAUGUGUGGCUGGCAAGACCCUGGCAGUGCCUGCACAGGACGAGGGCACUGGGCACUACGGCAAAAGUGGCCCCCAAGACACUGAAGCCCUUUGAAGCCAUACCACAAUACUCCAGGAACAAGUGGCUGAAGAUGAUACAGAUCCUGAGAGAGCAGGGCCAAGAGAACCUACACCUGGAGAUGCACCAGGCCUUCCAAGAGCUGGGGCCCAUUUUCAGGCACAGUGCAGGGGGAGCACAGAUUGUGUCUGUGAUGCUGCCUGAGGACGCUGAGAAGCUGCACCAGGUGGAGAGUAUCCUCCCGCAUCGGAUGCCCCUGGAGCCGUGGGUGGCCCACAGAGAACUCCGUGGCCUGAGAUGUGGUGUGUUCUUGCUAAAUGGGGCAGACUGGCGCUUCAACCGACUGCAGCUGAAUCCAAAUAUGCUGUCACCAAAAGCCAUUCAAUCUUUUGUCCCCUUUGUGGAUGUGGUAGCAAGGGACUUUGUGGAAAACCUGAAGAAGAGAAUGCUGGAGAAUGUUCAUGGAAGCAUGUCUAUAAACAUUAAGUCCAAUAUGUUCAACUAUACCAUGGAAGCCAGCCAUUUUGUUAUUUCCGGAGAGCGUCUGGGCCUCACAGGCCAUGACCUGAAACCUGAGAGCGUGACAUUCACUCAUGCUCUGCACUCAAUGUUCAAGUCCACCACACAGCUCAUGUUCUUACCCAAGAGCUUGACUCGUUGGACAAGCACCCGGGUGUGGAAAGAACACUUUGAUUCCUGGGAUAUCAUCUCUGAGUAUGUCACAAAAUGUAUCAAGAAUGUGUAUCGCGAACUGGCAGAGGGUCGCCAACAGUCCUGGAGUGUCAUAUCCGAGAUGGUAGCACAGAGUACUCUGUCAAUGGAUGCCAUCCAUGCCAACUCAAUGGAACUUAUUGCUGGAAGUGUUGACACGACAGCAAUCUCCUUGGUAAUGACCCUUUUUGAGCUGGCUCGGAACCCAGAUGUUCAGCAGGCCCUGCGGCAGGAGAGCCUAGCAGCUGAGGCCAGCAUCGUUGCUAAUCCCCAGAAGGCCAUGUCAGACCUGCCCUUGCUGCGGGCUGCCCUUAAAGAGACCUUGAGGCUCUACCCUGUUGGUAGCUUUUUAGAGAGAAUCGUACACUCAGACCUGGUGCUUCAGAACUAUCAUGUCCCUGCUGGGACAUUCGUCAUAAUUUAUCUGUACUCCAUGGGCCGAAACCCUGCAGUGUUCCCAAGGCCUGAGCGCUACAUGCCUCAGCGCUGGCUGGAGAGGAAAAGGAGUUUCCAGCAUCUGGCCUUCGGCUUUGGGGUGCGCCAGUGCCUGGGGCGGCGCCUGGCAGAGGUGGAGAUGCUGCUCCUGCUUCACCAUAUGCUGAAAACCUUCCAAGUGGAGACACUGAGACAAGAGGAUAUGCAGAUGGUUUUUCGCUUUCUUUUGAUGCCCAGCUCUAGUCCUUUCCUUACUUUCCGGCCUGUGAGCUAGUCACCUUACAUCUGGGGCCCUAGUCAGUCCACCAGCCUACCUCUGUCCUGACACCCAAGGUCACACUUCUCUGCCAGCAGAAUUUUUUGUGGGGAGGAGGUCACACUGUCAUCAUUCAACACAACUGUACACAGUUUACAGCUGAAGACCUCCAGCAUCAGGUACAAGCAAGGCCAGGGAAGAGAUUAGGACUAUCUUCAGGGCAAUAGGUAGUCUCUCCUGAGCGGUCUUCCCCAUUCUUUCCAACGGUCACUCCAGGUGGCCACGGCCUUUAAAGGGUCUCAGAGUAAAGCCAGAAGUCAACUCCUCCUUAUGUCCUCAUUAUUAUGACAUGACCCACCAAAACAUUUUCACACACAGAUGGGAAUUUUUGGGCAAAAGAUACAUAGAUGAUAGAUAGAUAUAUGAUAUAUUACAUAUGAUAGAUGAUAGAUAGAUAGAUGAUAGAUAGAUAGAUAGAUAGAUAGAUAGAUAGAUAGAUAGAUAGAUAGAUGAUGGAUGACCAGUCAUUUAUGUCUGUGUUUUGUUUGAAGCCUUUCACAGUGGAGCUGGCACAUACGAGCUGGUGAGUCUACAGUGUUUUAAGAGUAGACACAGCUGCACUUGCUAAGGACUGGGUGGUUGUGGUAUCAGAGAUGCAGGCAGGAGGACCUGCUGGAACCCAGAUACUGUGUGAAGUCCCCACAGGGACAGUGGUCUUCCAUGAGGUCAAGGUGUUUCCUGACUUCUGCCAGUGCAUGCUGCUUGGGCAAAGGUAAUUCUCUUGACUUGUGAAAGUGGCCCAGAGCAUAAGAUUUUUUCAGGUCUCCUUUCAGCUGCAAGUCGGUAGGGCGAAAAGUUUUGGCCAAGAACAACCACUUCACAGGGUCUCCUGUGCUCAGCACUAAAGCACAAAUCUACUGGAGAUGUGUGUGCCAAAUUCCAAGGUCUUAGACCUUUGAGUGUGAGGCAGUAUAGAGUCAGGGCCUUUAAUGAUAUAAUUCGUGUGAAAUGAGAUUACUGGGUUGUGCCUACUCCAGUGCCCAGAGAGCCUCCCAAGAAGAGAGUGAGGUGCCAGGUCACAGAGACAGACCCAAGUGGAAGACAGGAAGUCAGACUUCUGUAAGCGGAGGAAAGCAGUUGGAACUCCUACAGUCUUGGCUCCAUCACUCAAUCACUUCCCUGGCUGUGAAAAAUAAACUUGAGUUGUUGAAGUCCC